UUACAUUUUUUAAAUUUUCGAAAUCAGCUUAACAUCAAGAUAUCUCAAGUUUAAGGAAAUUCAGAGAAAGUUACCAUGAAUGACUCGAAUGACGUUGACGACAGAAAAUCCUUUGAGCAAAGCAAUGUGCGAGAAUUUGAGGAGGUCCAUAUUCCAGUGCCUUGGGGUUACAUAAGUGGAAAGUGGUGGGGUCCUAAAGAAAAACAACCAAUCUUAGCAUUGCAUGGUCGUGAAGAUAAUGCAGGCAGCUUUGAUAAUUUAAUUCCAUUGUUAUCAACAAAUACGUCAGUGCUGUGUUUGGAUUUACCUGGGCAUGGUUUAUCUUCUCAUUUUCCGAAAGGACACUUGUAUUAUAUGUAUUGGGAAGGCAUCAAUCUUCUUCGUAGAAUAAUUAAACAUUAUAAAUGGAACAAGAUAAAACUGCUUGGUCAUUCUCUGGGCGGUGCGAUAUCUUUCAUGUAUGCAGCUUCAUUUCCAGAAGAAGUCGAUUUUGUAAUAAGCCUAGAUAUAGUUAGUCCUAGUGUAAAAAAUAUUAAUGAUUGUGCUAAAACAACAGGCGAUCAAGUCGACAAGUUUCUUAAAUAUGAAAAUUUAAUGGCUUAUAACGUACCUUGCUAUGAAUAUAGCGUAAUGAUCGAUAUAGUUCACAAUGCGUAUAAAGGUUCAAUUACAAGAAAGAGUGCUGAAAUAUUGAUGAAACGAGGCAUGCAACCCGCAAUUGCUUCAGGAAAGUACUAUUUUAGUAGAGACCCAAGACUAAAGGUUGCGUUGCUUGGCAUGUUAUCGCUAGAUUUAGCGAUAGCUUAUGCGUCUCAGAUAAAAUGUGCUUAUCUCAAUAUCCGAGCUGUGCCUGGAAUGAUAUUUGAUGAACCGGAGAAUUAUCAGAAAGUUUUAGAAAUUAUAAAAAUUAAUUCAAGAAGAUUUGAGUACCAUGAAGUAGAGGGAACGCAUCAUGUUCAUUUGAAUAAUCCUGAAAAAGUAGCUCCAAUUAUAAAUGAAUUUUUAAGGUUGCAGUGAUAGUUAAUUGAAAUAUCAUGGUGACUUGACGAAGUCACCUUUGUCUAGAGAUUAUAAUUUAUAUCAUUUUAUAACCGUAUGAAAAAUUUUAUUGAAUUAUUUAAGAAAUUGGAGCUAGGGAUAGUUGAAUUAUUUAAUUUUGUUAAAGUGCAUUGAUUGCACAUAUUUAUCUUUGUACAAUUACUCCCUUCUUUCUUAAUUGUUUUUAAAACUAUAAUAA
Molecule: messenger RNA, 1237 nt
Organism: Ceratosolen solmsi marchali
Lineage: Eukaryota; Metazoa; Arthropoda; Insecta; Hymenoptera; Agaonidae
Product: probable serine hydrolase
Exons: 5
Coding region: 76-1017 (313 amino acids)
Cellular component (GO): membrane
Source: RefSeq, a predicted model, not a curated record